Molecule: messenger RNA, 1738 nt
Organism: Brachypodium distachyon (stiff brome)
Lineage: Eukaryota; Viridiplantae; Streptophyta; Magnoliopsida; Poales; Poaceae
Product: plant UBX domain-containing protein 2
Exons: 3
Coding region: 168-1451 (427 amino acids)
Biological process (GO): defense response to fungus
Molecular function (GO): protein binding
Source: RefSeq, a predicted model, not a curated record
AUCCCAGCUUCAUUUUCCCAACUGGAUCUCCAAUGCCGCCGUAGCUUUUCCUCGAACUCCGCGGAGACAACCAGACAAGCAACAACCAGAAAGUCUACUCCGCAUCCACGCCCAACCUUCCCUCCUCCUCCGCCGCUUACACCUCGUCGCCGACGCCGCUCGCCGCCAUGAUGAAGGAUAAGAUGAAGGAUUUCAUGAAGAAGGUCACCUCCUCCUCCGCCCCAUCCUUCAAGGGCCCCUCUCACGUCCUCGGCUCCGCUCCCGCCCCUUCCGCAUCCUCCUCCACCUCCUCCUCUCGCCCCUCAAACCCUAACCCCAGACCACCCCCCAAGCAGCAACCCCCGCACCUGGCCGGGCCCUCCGAUUUCACUCCCUUCACCCCCAUCGUCUCCUCCUCCUCCCGCCGCCCCGAUUCAAACGGCGGCGAAACCGUCGCGUGCCCCAACUGUGCCGAUGCGUUCUCCUCCGAGUUCGCUGUCUCCGAGCACCUCGACGGCUGCCUCGCGGCUGCCGGCGGCGCCCGCGUGCGCGCGGCCGCGUACCUCGCCAGCGAUCCACCCGCGGCCGCCGUGGAGGUGGUGAAGAAGCUCCUCGGGAAUCUGCUCAAGGAACCCGGAAACGACAAGUAUAGGAGGGUCAGGCUCGGGAACCCUAGGAUCAAGGAGGCCGUGGCGGACAGGGAGGGCGGGCUGGAGCUCCUGGAGGCGGUGGGGUUCACCAUCGGGGAUGAGAGCGGGGAGCUGUUCGCCGUGAUGGACGAGGUGCCUCAGGACGCCAGGCUUGGGGGCAUCAGGCAGGCUGUGUUCCUGCUCGAGAGGUCACAUCCUUCCACGCCGUUGCAGACACAGGUGGAGGCAGAGCCCAAGAAGAGCUGUAGCAAUGGAGUUGACGAGCAAAGGGGGGUUAAGAAGAUUGUUGAUCGGCAGAUUCGGGUAUUCUUCAACGUUCCUGGAAUUCCUGUUGCAGAAAAUGAUAUACCAGAUUCUUUCUACAAACUUAGUAGCCAGGAGGUAAGUAAUGAAGCAAAGAUGAGGAGAGAAAGGCUAGAACAAUCUCGGUUGCUAAUUCCAAAGUCAUAUAAGGAGAAGCAGGCUCUGGCUGCUCGACAGAAGUAUAAACAAGCAGUUAUCAGAGUUCAGUUUCCUGAUGGAGUAAUUCUCCAGGGUGUAUUCCUCCCCGCAGAGGCUACUGGUUCAUUAUAUGAGUUUGUCGCGUCCGCCUUGAAGCAGCCAAGUUUGGAAUUUGAUCUGAUCUGUCCAGCUGUUCCCAAGUCUCGCGUGCUACCUCAUUACCCAAAUACUGGAGAGAGAGCACGCACGCUGCAAGACGAAGGGCUAGUCCCUGCUGCUCUUCUCAAAUUCAAGCCCAAUGAGACUGAUUCGGUUGUUUUCACCGGUUUGCUUGACAAGCUUCUGGAGGCCAGUGAACCAUUUACAUCUGCAUCCUCUUGAUUGUUGGACGGAUGACAUCCAUCCCUCCCUCAGACUUCUGUUACACUGGACUUCACAUUGUUGUAACUCACAGGGAUAUGAAAAUUGAAUGCCUGAUAGGUUGGUAGGCUGAUACAUAAAAUAUAUUGUUUGGCAAUUGUCGUACCUGUGUAUGCUAAAACAAAUAAUUCUUCAGUCCCACCGUCAACUGAAUCUGAGCGCUAAGUGAGCUCUGCAGUGUGUACGAUACAUUAACAUUUCAUGUUCUGCUUUUGAUUUGAGAAUAAUCGUUAACCAAUAUCCCGCUA